GCAAAAGAACAUACCUAAGGAAAUGAGUUGCACAAUGUCACUUUUAUUAAACAGUUAAGGUAAGAGCGCAUAAAUAAAGCUGACCAGAGAAAAGGUAGGCUUAAUUAAAGACCAAACAGACUGACCAAACCACUUACUUAAACAAUCUGUAACUUACAACAAUCUGAUCAACGACCAACUAAGACUGACCGACAGACCGAGCAAUCGACAGACCGGCAGACAGACCGACAGACCGACAGACCGACAAAUAAACAGACCGACAGACCGACUGUCCGACAGAUAGACAGACUGUUCGACAGACCGACAGACCAUCAGCUCGACAGACCGACCGACAGACGAACAGGCGUGCCGCGGUCGUCAUGACGACGGCUGGCGGACCGGCGCGUGCACUCGUCCGCCGGACUGAGCUCUGUCAGUCAGUCAGUGCUGGCGCCGCCGCGACCGGAGACGGGAGGUCACGCAAGAUGAACCGGGCAGGAGUGAUUAGUCGGCGAAUUGCACGCACCAAGGCGUGUUCGACGGACCUGGUAGCCAAGAGCACAACAUCAGUUCGGCCGCCUCCUAAAGUCCACCAGAAACCCUCCGGCAAGGGAGGCAAGGGCAAGAAGGGCAAGAAGGGCCGACACCAGCAGUACGACCUGAUCGUCACCAUCGACCUGGUCGAGUACGGCCUCACCGAGGAGAUAGUAGCCGAGUUCAAAGAGGCGUUUAUGCUGCUAGACAGAGACGAAGACGGUAUCAUCAACAUGAGUGAGCUGGGGGUGGUAAUGAAGUCACUUGGCCAGCGACCAACGGCCACGGAGCUCAGGCAGAUGAUAACAACAGUCGAUCAAGAAGGAAUGGGGCAAAUUGAGUUCAACGAGUUUCUACAAGUAAUGGCAAGAAAGAUGGCAGGGAUGGCAACAGAAGAAGAACUCAAAGAGGCUUUCAAGGUGUUUGACAAGGACAAGGACGGCUUCCUGUCCGUCUCGGAGCUGCGGCGCAUCAUGACCUCGAUGGGCGAGAAGCUGACCAAGGCGGAGGUGGAGGACAUGAUCUCAGAGGCGGACAAAAACGGGGACGGCAGGAUCAACUACAGAGAAUUUGUUCAAGUGCUGACGUGUGGCUCGUAGAUGACGUCAGUGCCUCAGCUGAGACGAGGUGGCGUCACAACCUCUGACAACGUCACUAUCUCCGAUGACGUCACGCCCUCAGAGCUGACCCCAGCCGGACCGCAGUGCUCCUAAGACAGGACCGCGCGGUGCAGGCGGCAUUGCCCGCCGGUUUGGACAUUCCGCGCAGAACUGGACCCACUGUCCGGCUGGGCCGGGCCGGGCCGUUACAGGUUUAUGUAUAAUGUGUUCCUCUUCUCGUCUCCGUGCUUUCACGUCCUUUUGCCUGUCUCAGAGCGGCAGAAUGGUGUUGACUGUUGAGCGAGCAACUGCCCAUUGCUGAGGCGCCUGGAGGCUAAUGUUUCAUGAGCUGCGUAUAUUCAAGGGACGAAGGACAACUAGUUAUACACCUAGAUAAUUUACUCUCUUGUUAGUCGGGAACCGAGGGUAUUGAAAUUUUUCAAGCUGCCUUAUAUGUUAAAUCUCUCAAAGACAACUAAUAAUUGUAUUUUACGUUAUAAGAAACGAAAUAAGAAAUAAACACGAUGUCCCGUUGAUUGAAACAAUUACGCUUUAAACGUUAGGAAUGUAGUUCACUGUGAACUGUUUUAAAAUCAAAAGAAAAGUGUCAGUGUGCUUGGAUGCUCAAAUGUUGAUCCUGUUAAUCUGUUAUGACAAAGUAAGUUAUUUUUCAAAACGCGACAUUUAAUGAAAUGAACUUGAGUUCAUAACUAAAAUACAUGUAUGAAAUUUGAGAUUCAUAACAAAAUAUCGCGUUUGCUGUUCAUUAGGCAUAAUUGCCAUCUGAUUCAACCUUGCACAUUUUGCAUUACAUAGUCAACGUCAUGUCGUGUAAUCUUUGAAUUAUACACGAUGUUCGAUAGAUGGUUCGGCUAUUAAACAAAAUUAAAAAAAUUGGAUGAGUGACAAUUUGACAGUGCAUUCGAACCAGAGCUAGCUCAAUUUACUUAGCUUUGUGCUAUGAAUUUUCACCACCUUUUCCUCAGUACAUGCUGCGUAUGUACUAAGUAUAUACCAACGAGAAGACCCACGAGGAUCCACUGUCGAAGUGACUGUAAAUAGAACCCCGAGAAACCGACGCGCCCCCUUCCGUACCCCCUCCGCGUCGCGCGCCGUGUAGCGUCGGUGUUCUGUGUUCAACUUUGGAUGUUAUACCGUAGAGAGAUGAGCGCGAGUGUCUUUGAUGUUGGCAGCGCGCAGGGGUGACCGAAUCGGUCACUCUUCUCUGCUGUCGCUGCUUUGCGCCGUGCACGUUUUCAACCAGCCUUCUGCAAGCUGCAGUGACUGAGACCGAUGCCGCCUUGGCAGUUCAUGCUUCACGCUUUCUUGUGAUCUGCGCGAUACGACCGACCAAAACCGGAACCAGAAACUGCGUGUGACCUUCCUGUGACCGGCGACCUUCCUGACCUCAGCUGUGCUGCAGGUCACUGACCCUGAACGGCCGUUGACCUCCAACAAACCACUGACCCUGACCGGCCGCUGACCUCUUGACCCGGCCGCUGACCCCUGAUCUGUCGCGGUCGGAGCCGGGCCGCUGCCGGUCGAGAUGUAACUCGUCAAUGCGCGUGGCGUUCGUGUCCAGACAGCUGUGAUAGAGAAGCUGGGCGGGCGGGACGGCUCGCCGCUCGACGCCUGUGCUCAGUGCCCCGUGUUGAGUGUUGUCCGACGCGCCGGCGACCGGACAUGCCUUCCGCUCUCUGACCGCUGGCAAUACACAGAAGACGCCGCG
Messenger RNA from Amphibalanus amphitrite, 2841 nucleotides. RefSeq names its product neo-calmodulin-like. Gene Ontology annotation, molecular function: calcium ion binding; enzyme regulator activity. The record is from RefSeq and is a predicted model, not a curated record. Lineage: Eukaryota; Metazoa; Arthropoda; Thecostraca; Balanomorpha; Balanidae. The coding region runs from base 360 to 1112 and encodes 250 amino acids. The transcript is spliced from 6 exons. Gene Ontology annotation, cellular component: myosin II complex.